Messenger RNA from Amphibalanus amphitrite, 1485 nucleotides. Its product is annotated as MFS-type transporter SLC18B1-like. The transcript has a single exon. The record is from RefSeq and is a predicted model, not a curated record. Gene Ontology annotation, biological process: transmembrane transport. NCBI's taxonomy places the organism in Eukaryota, Metazoa, Arthropoda, Thecostraca, Balanomorpha, Balanidae. Gene Ontology annotation, molecular function: transmembrane transporter activity. The coding region runs from base 1 to 1485 and encodes 494 amino acids.
AUGGGCCGAAACGACUAUCCCCCGCAAAGCUCGCCUUCUGAAGAGAAUCUCGAGACAUCUCCGCUGCUUUUUAAGUCAUCCCCGAACAAUGGCGGAGCCACUGAUGAAGCAAGUUCAUCUCAAACCACCAGCUCGCUGUCUUCCAGCUAUGAAGAUUCAUCACCUUCUCCGGAUGAGCCUGAGCCCGUCGUACCGUCUCCGCCUCCGCUCAGCCGGUCUCAGGUCUGCCUUCUAGUGUGUCUCUCCGCUAGUAGUCUGCUCGCCGGCUGCUGUACCGUCAUCCAGGCGCCAUUCUUCACUCACGAAGCCCACCUUCGUGGUCUGAGCAGCGCCGCAUCUGGAGCAGUCUUCAGCUGCUUCGCGUUGGCUCAGAUGGUAGCGUUCCCGGCAAUGGGCUGGCUGGCACCGCGGCUUGGCGUGACGCGGCUCUACACACUCAGUCUGCUGGUGGCUGGAGUAACCACGGUGGUGUUUGGCAUGUUGACUUACAUCGAGGGCCCGGCACCGUUCCUGGGUUGGUGUCUGACGGUGCGAGCCGCCGAGGCCGUCGGCACUGCCGCCGCCCAGACGGCUGCGCGAACCAUCAUCAUCAACCAGUUCCCGCGGCGGAUGAACUCGGCCAUGAGUCUGGUGGAGGGCAUGAUUGGUGCCGGCCUGUGCCUGGGCCCGGCAGUCGGUGGAGCGAUGUAUGCCUUGGGCGGGUACGGAGCGCCAUUCUACACUCUGGGUGUUCUACUGCUUGGCACCGCAGCCGCUAGCCUGAUCCUGAUGCCGACCGUGACGGACCGUUCGACUCGAACGACCGAGAAGGACGACAGCCGCUCUAGUUACCUCGAGAUGCUGAUUCUCGUGCUCUCUACAGCCGACAACUGGCUGAUAUUCGCGGCGCUGCUGGUAGCCGCGAUGAACUGGACGGCCAUGGAUCCCAGCAUGGAGCCCUACAUGCACGCCGUCCUCGGCAUCCAGCCGGCCGAGCUGAGCCUCUUCUUCCUGGGCUCGUUCGCCGGCUACGCUCUCUCCAGCCCGCUCUGGGGGCGGCUCUCGGAUCACAUCAACAACACGUUCCUGCUGGUGGCCGCCUGUCUGGCGCCCACCGCUCUUGGCGUGCUGUUGAUCCCUCCGUCCCCCCUGCUCGGUCUCCGGCCGUCCCGCCUGCUGCUCGGUUUGGGGAUGGUACUACGCGAGCCGUUCCAGCUGGGCGCCUAUCUUCCUCUCCUGCCGCUGAUGGUGCGUCGUUCGACCGCUCGCGGUCUGCGGAGUGAUGUACGCGGUCAGGCGCUGGUGUCAGCGGUGUUUGGAGCGGCCUACUCCCUGGGUAACGUGCUAGGCCCGGUGGGAGGCGGGCUGGUGACCGACCGAUGGGGGUACCCGACCCUGGCCACCUGGCUCGGAGGUGUCACGGUGGUCCUGUGUGUGGCCAUGGCGUUACGCGGGGCGGUGUAUCACUCCACGAGGCGCACAGCGGCACCGUACGUCGAAAUAUGA